Molecule: messenger RNA, 2187 nt
Organism: Brassica oleracea var. oleracea
Lineage: Eukaryota; Viridiplantae; Streptophyta; Magnoliopsida; Brassicales; Brassicaceae
Exons: 3
Coding region: 1-2187 (728 amino acids)
Molecular function (GO): nucleic acid binding; zinc ion binding
Source: RefSeq, a predicted model, not a curated record
AUGACUGAUGAUGAACCAAUUGAUGGAUUCAUAUCCAAGAUCAGUGAACUUGCCAGUGAAGCUUCGGUUCUUGGAAAGAAAUAUGAUGAGAAGGACUUGGUGAAAAAGCUGUUAAGAUGUCUGCCUCCACGGUUUGAAGCUUACAAGGCAGUACUGGAUAUAGCUGUCAAUACAGAUGAAAUGAAAUUUGAUCAAUUGUCUGGUAUCUUGAAGGUUCAUGACCUGGAGAAAUCCAAUCGAACUACAAAUUCUCAAAAGAGCAUCGCCUUUGUAUCUGACUCAAACGAACAGGACCGAGUCACAAAGAUAGAAGAAAACUUGGGGCUUAUGGCUCGAAACUUCAACAAAUUCAUUAAGCGAAUGGAUAAAGGAGGGAACAGAUCAAACUCACGAUUUCAGAGGAACAACUCAGAUCAAAGCAACUCUCAAAACACCAGGCAAGACUCAAAGAACUCUAAGAAGAAGGAGUUAAAAUGUCAUGAGUGUGAAGGGUAUGGACACUUUCGCAAUGAGUGUCCACUAGCUAAACGCAAAGAGCUCAAGUGUAUUGACUGCAAGGGCUUUGGACACACUCGAAGUGAAUGUCCCAAUAAUCUGAAAAAGGAUAAGUCACUUAUGUGUUUCAGUGAUACAGAGUCGGAGAGUGACAGCGACAGAGAUGAGCUUCAUCUAAACUUUAUGGCACUGGUCAGCAAAGAAGAAGAACCAAAACUAGAUUCAGGCGUGGAAGAGGAUGAAGAUGAUCUCAACAACGAUCUUGAAUCAGAAUACAAGUCUCUGUUCGACAAGUUUGCUGAACUCAGUCAUGAGAAUCUACAACUACUAAAAGAUAAGGCAAUGCUGAAAGCUCAGGUGAAUAUUCUAGAAUUGGAGAAACCCUCUGAACAAGCUACUGAGUUGUCUAUCCUCAAGAACUCAGACCAAGAACUGCUAUCAUUGAAACGAGCGAUGACUGAACAAGAGAGGGUUCAAAAGCAGUUUGAGCUGAAGAUGAAUUGUCUGAAUGAUCCACUAACCAAGGAGAUGGACAAGAGCAAAUUACUUGAGAAUCAACUCGCUGAAAAUCUCAAGAAAGUAAGAAUGCUCACGACUGGUACAACAACUCUAGAUCAACUUCUCACCAUUGGUCAGUGUCCUAGCAGUAACUGGGGAUUAGGUUUUCAAGGAGGCACUUCCAAAUCUGCGGAAGAAACAGUGUUCGUGAAAGGGAGUUCGAAUGAAAAAGAAAUUCAAACCACGACGAAGGUGCAGAUUAAUAAUCAGAAAGGAGAGAACCUAAAGAAGACUGCUGCUACACGACGAGGAAAUGGAUGCCACUUCUGUGGAAAGCGUGGUCAUAAUGUCAGAGUUUGCUUCUUUCGAAAAAUUCAGUAUCAACGUGCAUGGAGGAUGAAUCUUUGCUUUAUGGAACCAUCACUGUAUGGUCAUGUGUGGAUAGCUAAGAAGGAUCUGUACCCAAACUACAAGCAGAGAGCCUUGACUGUUGCACACAGUGAGAAGUCUGAAAUACGCACUAAUGCAGAGCAACCCAUCAUCUGCAACUUCGCGACCCUAUCCAUUGGAACUGAGCUGGUAAGCAACGUUGCUUACACAAGUUCUGAUUCUAACUCACAGUUUGAUACUCCCUUGGAUUUCUUUGAGAAACUUGAGUUUAUCAAAGGAGGCAAAGUGACCUUUGGUGAUGGAGGACAAGGAAAGAUACGAGGAGUUGGGGAACUGGACAGGUCUGUCUUACCUAAGCUUGUUAAUGUCUUCUAUGUGGAUGGUCUUAAAGCAAAUCUCAUCAGUGUCAGUCAAUUGUGUGAUGAGGGGUUAGAAAAUAUCUUCAACAGCAAAGAAUGUCGAGCUGUUGAUGCUAAAGGGAACGUUGUUCUAUGUGGAGUAAGGUCAGGAAAUAACUGUUACAUGUGGAAGCCGUCACACCUAUGCUACUCAGCUAAGGAGUCUAAAUUGGAUCUGUGGCACAAGAAGCUCGGACAUAUGAAUACUAAUGGUCUGACCCGGCUAAUUAACUCUCAAGUUGUUAGGGGAAUUCCAGAGCUUGAAAAACAAACCGAUACAGUGUGUGGAGGGUGCUGUCAAGAUCAACAAGCUCGAGUCACUCAGAAGAUUGAGUGUGUCACACCACCAGCUGAAGCAUCCUCUGACGUAAGGGUCAAAGAAGAGUCAGAAGAAGAGGACGAAUAG